Messenger RNA from Cricetulus griseus (Chinese hamster), 3553 nucleotides. NCBI's taxonomy places the organism in Eukaryota, Metazoa, Chordata, Mammalia, Rodentia, Cricetidae. The record is from RefSeq and is a predicted model, not a curated record.
CCAGCCCCUCACUGGGGGAUUCUAGGUGGGGCUCCACCCUGACCACGCCCCCAACCCCUCACUGGGGGAUUCUAGGUCGAGAUGGGUGUUGGGGGGCACUUCAGAAAGUUACUGAACACUCAGGGUGCUCCCUCCCUCUGGGUCUUCCUGUCAAUUCCUGGCUCCCCCUGACUUUUUAAGGCUCCAUCUACAAUGGAGCCUUAAUGACACCAACGGCUCCUGUUUGUUCGUCUCUGUCAUCGUUUGUCUAAAGUCUUGCUUUUUGCACGGGCAGCUCCCGGUCUUGGCAGAUCGUGGCUCAUCUCCUAGAGUCUGUCCUUUUAUCCUCGAAGUCCCGGGUCUCAGCUAACAUCCUCCCUCUGCAGAAUCUCGUAAAGGCCCUUGUCCCCUGUAGCUGACUUAGCUGUCCACAGAGGUCCAAAUGUUCAAACGAACGAGGAGGGGUCUUUUCCCAUGAUCGUGAUCGUCGUUGCCCAGUUUCCCAGGGCACAAUUGUCCACAGUAGCACCAGGCAUACACACAUGUUUAUUGAUUUUGGCUUAAAGAUGGGGCAGAUCUGAGGUUUCUUCUCUGUGAAAUGGGGUAGGAGCUCUCUUGUUCUGCAGAGUAGGAAACAAGCCCCCUGGGGGGGGUCCCUGGUGAUAAGUGAGAGACACACUUGAGCUUGUUGUCAGAGCCGAGACUGAUGGCACAGGCCUGUUGUCGCAGCUACUAUAGGACUGAGACAUAAGGAUUCCAAACCCACGUUUUGCUUGGGGAACUGAUCCAGACCUCAUCUCCAAAAGUAAAAGGAGGGUUGGGGCAUGGUUUGGAGCCUAGAAUUCCCCAGUGAGGGUUGGAGGUGGUCAGAAGAUGAGCUCUGCAAAAAUGUUCUAGUGACCAGGUUCUAUCCCCAGACCUAAGUUUCUGUGUACUAAUUUAAGGUGUCUAGUCCUCUUGGACUCCCCACCCCCACCCGGUCUGAGGAGGCCACCCAGUGGACUGGUGGUGGCACCAACAUGCAUGUCAGGUUGCCCUGGUCUCUGUCCUGGUCCUUCACCCCUGAUGCUCUGAGAGGUCACUCGUGAGGUCCCCACAGCUGGGCAGCAUUGGCUACUUCCCUCUUGCCCCAUCUCCAAGCCUCCACGAAGCUGGGCUGCCCCUUCUCCCAUCCGUCCAUCAGCAGGAUGUACCCCCAGGGAAGGCACCCGGUGAGUACGACCCCGCUGCAGUCCGGCCAGCCUUUCAAGUUCUCAGUCCUGGAAAUCUGUGACCGGAUCAAAGAGGAAUUCCAGUUUCUCCAAGCUCAGUACCACAGCCUCAAACUGGAGUGUGAAAAGCUGGCCAGCGAGAAGACAGAGAUGCAAAGGCACUAUGUGAUGUACUACGAGAUGUCCUACGGCCUCAACAUUGAGAUGCAUAAACAGGCAGAGAUUGUAAAGCGGCUCAGUGCAAUCUGUGCCCAGAUGGUCCCGUUCCUCACACAGGAGCAUCAACAGCAGGUUCUCCAGGCCGUGGACCGAGCCAAGCAGGUGACCGUGGGGGAACUGAACAGCCUCCUGGGGCAGCAGAAUCAGCUCCAGCCGUUGUCGCAUGCCCCCCCUGCACCUCUCACCCCGCGCCCAGCCGGCCUGGUGGGCACUGGGGCCUCGGGACUGCUGGCUCUGUCUGGGGCACUGGCUGCCCAGGCCCAGCUGGCGGCUGCGGCCAAGGAAGACCGCGUGGGUGUGGAUGCGGAGGGGUCCAGAGUGGACAGAGCUGCGAGCAGGAGUGCUUCCCCCUCCCCACCGGAGAGUCUGGUAGACGAGGAGCAUCAUAGUGUCCGAGGUGGCAAUGGGAAGCCACAGAGAACAGAAGACAAGGAUCUCUCAGGGCCUUAUGAAAGUGAUGAAAACACGAGCGACUAUAACCUGGUAGUGGAUGAGGACCAACCCUCAGAGCCACCCAGCCCUGCGACCACCCCCUGUGGAAAGACGUCCCUGUGCAUGGCUGCCCGCAGGGACCUAGCAGACAGCCCAGCCUCCUUGGCCUCCAGUUUGGGCUCACCACUCCCCAGAAGCAAAGACCUAGCCCUGGUACAGAAGAAUGAUCUUCCAGCAGGCACUCCUGCCUCCAGGUCAUGUGGCCCCUCUCCACACCAGGAUUCGUCUACCCCAGGGCCCAGCUCUGCUGGUCACCUCUGUCAGCUGGCUGCUCAGUCAGCUCCAUCCACAGACAGCAUUGCCCUGAGGAGUCCCCUGACCCUGUCCAGCCACUUCACUUCGUCCUUCAGCUUGGGCUCCCACAGCACCCUCAACGGGGACCCCUCCAUGCCCAGCUCCUAUGUCAGCCUCCACCUGUCCCCCCAGGUCAGCAGCUCUGUCGUGUACGGACGCUCACCCCUGAUGGCAUUUGAGUCACACCCUCAUCUCCGGGGCUCAUCUAUCACCCUGCCUGGCAUCCCCGGGGCAAAGCCGGCCUAUUCCUUCCAUGUGUCUGCGGACGGCCAGAUGCAGCCGGUGCCCUUCCCAUCGGAUGCCCUGGUGGGCACGGGUAUCCCCCGCCACGCGCGGCAGCUGCACACGCUGACCCAUGGCGAGGUGGUGUGCGCUGUCACCAUCAGCGGCUCCACACAGCACGUUUACACGGGCGGCAAAGGCUGUGUGAAGGUGUGGGACGUGAGCCAGCCGGGCAGCAAGACACCCGUGGCUCAGCUGGAUUGCCUGAACCGCGACAACUACAUACGCUCCUGCAAGCUGCUGCCUGAUGGGCAGAGCCUGAUCGUGGGUGGUGAAGCCAGCACCCUGUCCAUCUGGGACCUGGCGGCACCCACACCGCGCAUCAAGGCUGAGCUGACCUCAUCCGCCCCGGCCUGCUAUGCGCUGGCUGUCAGCCCCGACGCUAAGGUCUGCUUCUCCUGCUGCAGCGACGGUAACAUCGUGGUCUGGGAUCUGCAGAACCAGGCCAUGGUCAGGCAAUUCCAGGGCCACACAGAUGGGGCUAGCUGCAUAGACAUAUCGGACUACGGGACCCGGCUGUGGACUGGGGGCUUGGACAACACUGUGCGCUGCUGGGACCUGCGUGAGGGCCGUCAACUUCAGCAGCAUGACUUCAGUUCCCAGAUUUUCUCGCUGGGUCACUGUCCCAACCAGGACUGGCUGGCCGUUGGGAUGGAGAGCAGUCACGUGGAAGUCCUGCACGUUGGAAAGCCUGAGAAGUACCAGCUGCGUCUGCACGAGAGCUGUGUGCUAUCGCUCAAAUUCGCUUCCUGUGGACGCUGGUUUGUGAGCACAGGCAAGGACAACUUGCUUAAUGCCUGGAGGACACCCUACGGGGCCAGCAUUUUUCAGUCCAAAGAGUCUUCUUCAGUGUUGAGCUGCGACAUCUCCAGGAAUAAUAGAUACAUCGUGACAGGCUCAGGGGACAAGAAGGCCACUGUGUAUGAGGUGGUGUACUAAGGCCAUCUGCCUGCAUCUUCAGGUCACCUGCCUGAGGAUGGUCACUUGGAUGCCGUUCCCUCUGCUCACACCCCAGCUCCCUCAUUCCUGGUUGGGUGGGGCUGGAGGCACUGGGGAAAUAUAUAACUAUUUAUGGA